Molecule: messenger RNA, 4133 nt
Organism: Strongylocentrotus purpuratus (purple sea urchin)
Lineage: Eukaryota; Metazoa; Echinodermata; Echinoidea; Camarodonta; Strongylocentrotidae
Product: carbohydrate sulfotransferase 11-like
Exons: 3
Coding region: 394-1494 (366 amino acids)
Biological process (GO): carbohydrate biosynthetic process
Cellular component (GO): membrane
Molecular function (GO): sulfotransferase activity
Source: RefSeq, a predicted model, not a curated record
AUAAAGUGCGGGUUCUUGUAAAGCGUGCAUGCCUGUCACAUAACACUUGGAACUCUGGCAGCUUUUACAUGUCUGACUUUACAGCUGCGCUCCCGCAUUUCAAGGAAUAAAUUGCUGCAAGGUACCCAUUAUAACUACACCCGGGUCUAGUGUGGCGAUUGUAGAUUGAUGUCUUGCCAAAGGAAGUUAGCGGUAAACUUCUCACAUCUAGUGAUCGUCGUCUCACUUACGGUUGGAUUAUAAAUGCGUUUUCGCUGUAUGACUUUACUAUAGGUUCUGCGUGUAUCGAGGUUAUACAUGUCGGGAUGACGUAGUCUAGGUCAGAAGAGAGGGUGACGGGAAGUAAUGAUUACCUAGGUUCCUACAAGGCUUAAUAGUGUGUCAAUCGUCAGGAUGCCUAGACGGAACCAACUGGUUACACUCUGCUUCUUCGUUGUAUGUGCAGGUGCUGCAGUUCUUUACCUGACUCGUAAUGGCAGAAUAGAGGGUCAUUCGACUUACAAUAUCGAUCAAGCUGAGGACAACAUACCCCUGGAGAAGCUAAUGAAGGACUCCGUUCAACGUCUCACUCAGGGCACGAAUCUAGAUAACCCUUCUAGCAGGAAAGUUGAGGCAGAUCAUCAACUUAUAUCCAUCCUUCAGCAGCGGAAGGCACGGUUGAAAGAACAGUGCGCCCUCAUGAGAGAAACUCAUCAGAUCCAAGAUGUAGCCUUACAUCCACCAGAACAACUCAUCGUUAACGAAGAACAUCGAAUCAUCUACUGUAACGUACCUAAAGUGGCCUGUACCAAUUGGAAGACCGUUUUUCUGGAGUUAGGAGGCUUUGCGCAUCUCAAUACUUCAGGCAAAUACCAUCUCGGUCCCAAUGCAAAAGGAAGACUCUAUCUUGAUUACCUUCACCAGUACAACAUCAGCCAGAGGCGAUUCAUGCUACAAAACUACACGAAGUUCGUCUUCGUGAGACAUCCCUUCACUCGGAUUCUUUCCGCUUUCCGAAACAAGCUCGCUCCGAAUAUUUCUUUCUUUUUUCGGCAUGGAGACGAAAAGGAGCAAUGGGUUUCAAAAUAUGGAAAACAGAUUAUAAAGAGUUACCGCGGCAACUCGGAAGCCCGCCGUGUUAGCUCAAACUGGAAACAAGAAUACGAUCUUACUUUUUCAGAAUUUAUUCGGUUUCUGGUGGAUGCCGAUACAGAUUCCUACAACAAACACUGGUCUGAUAUCUAUUCCAUGUGCCUACCUUGCGAUAUCGACUAUGACAUCAUUGGCAAAUACGAGACAAUAAACGAAGAUGCCGACUUUGUUCUUCGACUUGCAAACAUUGAUCCAGACAUUACAUUUCCCAAACCAAAUCUGUCUUCUAUGACAAACAGUUCUGACCCAACGUUGGCCGAUAAAUUUUACCGGGAUGUACCUAGGUCACUUGUGUACAAACUUGCUAUGCUGUAUGCUGCCGAUUUUAACUUAUUUGGCUAUCAUGUUGAUCCGUAUAUAUAAGCCUGAUGUGAAAUGAGAAAACAAAUACAAUUUGUAUCAUUAUCUUCACUAGGUUUUGAUAAAGUUGUUCGGGUACUCGUCAGGAUGGAUCAGCUAAUACGGCGUCCUCAUGUCAGAGGACCUGUGAUAUUCUUUUCUCAAUCGGGCAUCGUCCUACGUCUUGUUAAAAACAAACAAGCAAAUAAAUUGAUAAUGCUUUCGUGGUUUGAUGUAUUUGUUUGCGCUGUAUUUUAUAGAGUCUGAUGAUAUUAAAUACUGAUCAUGAAAUAAUAAUGCCAAAGAAACUGUCUGGAAUGACCUAGGACCGGUUGGUCUUGUAAAACCGUAGUGAUGCUGUUUGCUACGAGGUUUUAGAUUAGAAUAAUCAAAAUGAAAGAGAAAAAUUACUCAAUUCUUGCUGUAAAUAACAUAUCAGAAGAACAGUUCAGUGAAAGUUUGAUCAAAUUCCGAUAAAAAAUGAGAAAGUUAUGAAUUUUUGAAGUCAAACACAAUUUGCACACAAUACUGUGAUGUACUUUGCAAGCGACUCUCCGCUUUGCAUUAUACAGAAAAUUGCAUAUACUUUCAUUUUCGUCGUUAUUAAUGACGUAUUAGAUUUCUUUUUGCAUACAGGGGUUGUAUAGAAACAUAUUUUCAAUAGUUAUAUUUAGUAUGCAGGUAUAAUUGACAGCUUUCUAGAAGUAAAAUGCAAUUUUCUGAUUGUUUUAGUACAGAGCAAAUGCGACGUUUCUUGCGAGCUCCUCUCCAGUUUUCAUGAACUUUCAUUCCCUUCAUUUUUUAUGAAGAUAUAGUUUUUUCCAUACAGGGAUUUUAUAGAAACUCAUUUGCAAUAAAUAUAUUUAGGGUGCAGGUAUGAUUGACAUUUUUUUCUAGAAGGAAAGUCUAAUUUUCAGAUUUGUUUAGUGCAUACCAAACGGAACGAGAGCUUGCAAGAUACGUCACAGAGUUGCCAAAUUGAGUUUGAUUUAAUCGCAACUUUGAAAACCCAUUCACUGACCUGGCCUAUUUUUCUGCAUCUAUCAAACCCAACUUGAUAUCUGGAUGGACUUCCCCUUUUAGAAACUCCACCAAUAAUGAGAGCUCCAUUGCUUUAAUACAGCAAGCCGAAGGUGACGUGAUCCCCAAAUGUGUACGCCGGCCGGCAGCAGAUAUUUGAUUAAUCGUAGGAUGGCAAGUGAAGAUUUAAAUGCAAGCUAUGCGAUAAGUCUUAUAGUGUGUAUUACUGUUACUCGUAUCAAAGUUUAGUAUUCAGUUCUCCAUUAUAUUUCGAUGGCACAUACAUGUACUAUUGAGCAACAAACUUCAAUACCGUGAGUAUGCGUUGGAUUGUUACGAUUUUAUUGUAUAACUAGGAUACCCAAUAUAUCCUAAUGCUAACCUUAAACUCGUUGAAAUCCUAAACCCUAAACGUGACCCGAACUCUACUUCAAAUCCUAAAUCACAUAUUGUACUACUAUAAAUAGGUCUUUGAUCAGCAUUGAUAUCUAAUUAAGUGUAUUCAUUAUUGAGAAUAUGAGUAAUUAUUGGAUGGUCGACGGUUCGUUUAAAGCGUAGCUUGUAUCCUUUCUCAGUUCCUAUGAUUAAAGAUUUUCGCCGCCCGGCAGGUGCGCCCACGUUAUAGUUGAACAGACGUCUUUUCAGUUUUGUUAGUGCGCCAUCUUCGUCUUGCAGCAGGUGAGGGAUUUAGUUUCCUUUGGACUGCUGAGAGAGUAGUCUGAUGAUGAAGAAAAAAAUAAUGAUGAUGAAGAAAAUAUUAAUAAUAAUCACCAACAGCAAUAUUAACAAUUAUAAUAAUAAUGAUUAAUAUAUUGCUCAAAACUAGUCAGCAUCAUCAUCAUCGUCAUCACUAAGGUAAUGAUGAUAAUGAAGAUGAUGGUGAUGAUGAUGAUGAUGAUGAUAAUAAUUAUGAUGAUGAUGAUGAUACAAAUUAUGAUAACAAGGAUGUUAUUGAUGAUGGGAAUGAUGGUGAUACUGAUAAAUUUGAUAAUGAUGAAAAUUAUGAUGAUAAUUACAUUACAAAAAAACUUCUCGACUAAAACAAACUUUCGCUCACUCGCAGUAGUCGUCUGCGAAUUUUACUCCUGUUAAUCUAAUAUAUCCGGACCCGAAUCAUUAUUACAUCUUGGAACCAAAUACAUUUGUAAGAAAAUAAAUACAUAUUCACUCGAUUCAUAAUUAUCGUAUGGCAUGAUACGGCGACCAGAAUGUACAUGUUUGUAUGUAUUAUCCCUGAGGAGCCAUUAGGUUUGGUCAUACCCGAACGGCUGAAGACAACUUCACGCAAUUUGUAUGCUUAAUUUAGAAGUCGAUGAUUUUAUGUUUUCACCAGCAAAACAUUAUCCGGAAAAAAAUCAUGAAAUCAAUGAACGAAAAAAAAUUAAUCAUACGCAAGCUAGUACGUUGCGGAUGGAUGGAGACGAAUUAGAUGAAGAAAAAACGCAACUAAAACAGAACAGAUUAUUAGAAAUUGGGCUAUGGCAACUAGCAAGAUCCGUGGAACGCAGGAAUAGGCGCAGGAAUAAUUUCCACAGUCCCAGGAGUCUCUACUAUUAUCAAGUUAUCAAGUUAUGCGAAUAAAAUUGAAUAAAAAACGUUAUAAUUAGUUGUAAUUAUUCAUAAUAAAUGUUGAUUUAUAGUGA